Messenger RNA from Acipenser ruthenus (sterlet), 764 nucleotides. RefSeq names its product ECRG4 augurin precursor a (gene ecrg4a). Bases 210 to 638 code for a protein of 142 amino acids. The transcript is spliced from 5 exons. The record is from RefSeq and is a predicted model, not a curated record. Gene Ontology annotation, biological process: central nervous system development; cellular senescence; regulation of cell population proliferation. Lineage: Eukaryota; Metazoa; Chordata; Actinopteri; Acipenseriformes; Acipenseridae.
AUAUCCAGUUGUGCUGGCUCAGCAGUUGGAUGCAGGCAACUUGCAUUUAGGUCAUUUCUAAAUCUUUUUUCAUUAAAGAGAGCUGGAACUCCAAUAAGUGGAAGCGUGUCCUGCAGAGAGACCAACACUUCUUCAGUCAGACCACUUGAAAGGGAACGAGGAAAUCUGCAAAUCAAGGCUCCACAGAGGGGUCCUGUAGCAGCAGGAACAUGGCUUUUCAACGUCUCAGGCUGCCGCUUGUGAUUGUAUCUGUGGUCCUGAUCAUCUACACAUUCCCAGGUGGCUCAAAUGGAAACAAGCUGUGGAAAAUGAUUAACAAAAGAGAAGUGGCUGAAGCCAAACUUGCCGUUGCAGUGGAGCCAGACAAAGCUAAAGAGUUUCUUAACGCUCCGAAACGGUCCAAGAGGCAACUGUGGGAUCGCACUCAGCCCGAUGUUCAGCAAUGGAUUCAGCAGUUCAUGUACAUGGGGUUUGAUGAACUGAGGUUUGAAACCGACUUAUCCUACUGGAUGGAUCGAGGACGCAACCCCCACGACUACUAUGGGCAUCAGCAUCAUUAUGAUGAGAAUGCGCCGAUUGGACCUCGCGAUCCCUAUUCUUAUAGGCAUGGAGCAAGCGUUAACUAUGAUGACUAUUAAAAAAAAUUGAACUUCCACGUCAGGGAAAAGUUGUCUUUUAUUUGUUUUAUUUUUGCAAUUCUGCAGACUGAUGUGGGCAAUGUAAAAGCAUUUAAUCAGUUCCACUGUUUCUUUAUAGAGCUCUGA